This is a messenger RNA of Drosophila ficusphila, 1560 nucleotides long. It is a transcript of the gene PheRS-m, whose product is annotated as probable phenylalanine--tRNA ligase, mitochondrial. Gene Ontology annotation, cellular component: cytoplasm; mitochondrion. Lineage: Eukaryota; Metazoa; Arthropoda; Insecta; Diptera; Drosophilidae. Gene Ontology annotation, molecular function: tRNA binding; ATP binding; phenylalanine-tRNA ligase activity. Gene Ontology annotation, biological process: phenylalanyl-tRNA aminoacylation. The transcript is spliced from 2 exons. Bases 120 to 1481 code for a protein of 453 amino acids. The record is from RefSeq and is a predicted model, not a curated record.
CACCAGCUUAUCAAUUUAGGCGCAGGUCUGGUCACACUUGUGAAAUUAAGCAAUAACUUUGCGAACAGAACAAAAUAUGCAAUAGUUUAUUGAAGCAAAUCAAUAAAAGUCCCUCCGAAAUGCUGUUGACACUUCGAGUGCAGGGACCUCGGCAAUGGGUAAAGUCAACCCGAUUCCUGGCCAGCAGCGCUGCCCCGGAGAAGUCGCCAUCCGCCCAUUCGCAGCUGGAGGUCAAUGGGAGCACGUACGCCACCGACGGAUGGACGAAUGUAACGCCCAAGAUGCUCUCCUAUCUGGGGGCCAACAAGCACCUGCAGAAGGAUCACCCGCUGUCCAUCAUCCGCCAGCGCAUCGUUAACUAUUUCUACGGAGCGUAUCGUAACCAGCGGGGAAAUCCCCUGUUCUCCGUCUACGACAAACUUAAUCCAGUGGUCACUGUGCAGCAGAAUUUUGACAAUCUACUGAUACCCGCUGACCAUGUGAGUCGCCAGAAAUCGGACUGCUACUACAUCAAUCAGCAGCAUCUGUUGCGCGCCCACACCACCGCCCAUCAGGUGGAACUGAUCUCGGGCGGACUGGACAACUUUCUGGUGGUGGGCGAGGUGUAUCGGCGGGACGAGAUCGACAGCACCCACUACCCGGUGUUCCAUCAGGCAGACGCCGUGCGGUUAGUCACCAAGGACAAGCUAUUCGAGCGCAAUCCCGGACUGGAACUGUUCGAGGAGACGUGGUCCGGUUCGGUGGCCGAUCCGAAGCUUAUUCUGCCCUCCUCCAAGUUCAUGGACCAGACCAAACAGCCCUGCCACACCCUGGAGGCCGUCAAGUUAAUGGAGCACGAGAUGAAGCACGUGCUGGUGGGUCUGACGAAGGAUCUGUUCGGUCCGCGCAUCAAGUACCGAUGGGUGGACACCUAUUUCCCCUUCACCCAGCCCUCGUGGGAGCUGGAGAUCUACUUCAAAGACAACUGGCUGGAGGUGCUGGGGUGCGGCAUCAUGCGCCAUGAGAUUCUCCAAAGAUCCGGCGUCCAUCAGUCAAUUGGCUAUGCCUUCGGAGUCGGUCUGGAGCGUCUGGCGAUGGUGCUGUUCGACAUACCCGACAUUCGGCUCUUCUGGUCGAAUGACAGUGGCUUCCUAUCGCAGUUCAGCGAAAAGGACCUGUACAGUCUGCCCAAGUACAAAGCCAUCUCCCACUAUCCGCAGUGCACGAACGACCUGUCCUUCUGGCUGCCUGAGGAUGUGGAGGUGGAUGCUGGCUUUUCGCCGAACGACUUCUACGAUCUGGUCCGCUCUGUGGCCGGGGAUAUGGUUGAGCAGAUCAGCUUGGUGGACAAGUUCAAGCACCCGAAGACGGGAAAGUCGAGUGUCUGCUUCCGCAUCGUCUACCGCCACAUGGAGCGCACCCUCACCCAGGCGGAGGUCAACGAGGUGCACAAGCAGAUCGCCAGUGCCAGUGUCGAUAGUUUCAAUGUGCAAAUACGUUAGUCAUAGUCUAGUUCUGUUUCAAUUUAAACCAAAAAAAAAAAAGAAAAACACCAGUAAAGUUAGCCAAGAAAGCCAGGUA